Molecule: messenger RNA, 517 nt
Organism: Gamsiella multidivaricata
Lineage: Eukaryota; Fungi; Mortierellomycota; Mortierellomycetes; Mortierellales; Mortierellaceae
Exons: 1
Coding region: 25-399 (124 amino acids)
Source: RefSeq, a predicted model, not a curated record
AAUCCCAGUAUUCUGCGUGCAUGCAUGUAUCCCACGGAACAACAAGCCCAACAGACCGCUCAAAGGUGGAUUCGUUCCUUCUUCCUUCACUUCUUGGGUGCGUGUGCAAGUGCCACGACUCUGUGUACAGUGCCCUAUUUUUUUCUUCUUCCGUCAAAGACCCGCUCCUGGACAAUGCGUAAUGUUUGCGUGAGUGUUUUUAUUUUAACUUCUGUGUGUUAUAUCGUAGGGGCUUCUAUCUUCAUCGGACACUGGCUGUUCUAUGGGCAUGACAGAAAUUACGAGAAACAGGAUACAAAAUCAAAAGGCCCAGGUGUGUGUGUACACAUACACUUGCACUGUCAACUGUCGGUCAGAAAAGAGGCCAAAGGGCACCAACAAACCACACCCACCGAGUAAUGUAAAUGUACUCUGCUGAUCAUACGAUCUAUGUACCUCUAAUCUUCAAACCCUUUAAUCCUCUACGGCACGCCGAUCUUGGGAUCGUCCAUCUUUGACGGACUAUAAACCGACUGCC